Molecule: messenger RNA, 3098 nt
Organism: Acipenser ruthenus (sterlet)
Lineage: Eukaryota; Metazoa; Chordata; Actinopteri; Acipenseriformes; Acipenseridae
Product: lipid transferase CIDEC-like
Exons: 6
Coding region: 90-881 (263 amino acids)
Biological process (GO): apoptotic process; regulation of apoptotic process
Source: RefSeq, a predicted model, not a curated record
GAAGGAGGGUCCGGUCUCCACGUGAUUGAGAAUAAUGACCAGCAGCUGUACAACACGGCAGCGUCCCAGCAGCCUCCUUCGCGUUUCAUAUGCUGGAGUGCACGGUGUGCGUGCCCAACACAGAGACUACAGCUAAUAAUAUUAACACACGGAGAGCUGACAGCGAGUGGGUUGACUGCAGUGAAGUGUUGCUGAUCAUGGAUUACGCAAUGAAGUCUCUCUCCAAGUACGUCUCCGCCAGCGCCUCCAUGACCCAGCAGCUGCUCACCGGCCCCGCCACCCGACCCAAACCCUUCCGGGUCGCAAACUUCAACCGCAGCAUCAAGAAGGGCAUCAUGGCUGACGGGCUGAGGGACCUGCUGAACAAGCUCCCGGAUGCCCUGCAUGUCUCCAGUGUGUGCUCUCUGGUCCUCGAGGAGGACGGGACGAUGGUGGACACAGAGGAGUUCUUCCAGACCCUGGACGACAACACUGUCUUUGUCGUGCUGGACAAGGGACAGGAGUGGACCCCCAGUGAUAAUGGAGAGUACCGCUUGCACCUCACGGACAGGCCUCGCCGCAGGAAGGAUGUGGCCAGGAUCACCUUUGACCUCUACAAGUCGAACCCCCGUGAUUUAAUUGGCUGCCUGAACGUGAAGGCCACCCUGUACGGCAUGUACACCGUGUCAUAUGACCUGCGCUGCUACGGGGCCAAGAAGAUGAUGAAGGAGGCCCUGCGCUGGACCCUCUUCUCCAUGCAGGCCACAGGCCACGUCCUAUUGGGCACAUCCUGCUACAUGCAGCAGCUAUUGGACGAGGAGGAGCAGGGGGCGGAGCAGAAAGAGCAGCUGACCCAGCCCACGCAGCUGCAGAGCAUCCUAUGGGGAAAGACGGCGGUGUGACUUCACAAUGGGGAGGGGGCGGGGCCACACUGAGGGCGGAGUUACACAGCAUUCUUCACAUGGUGCAUGUACUGUACUGGAGUGUUGGGGACAUUUGGAAAGGGGAGCUCAUUUACAGACAGGCUGGCUCCCAAGCCAUACUUUAUUGAUCUGCCGUGCUUUGGUUGAGUUUGAGUUUUGAGUGUGUGUGGGAACGAGGCACUCUUGUAGUGUCUGUGUGUUGCGUGCUGUUCUCCUGCUAGCUACAGGUGUGUCUGCAGACCCUGUGUCCGUUCAGCUUCUUGUAGGAGAUAUUGUUCAGCUCUCCAGACACCCCCCCCCCCCACACACACACACAUACACACACACACGUACACGUGCUCCAGGCUGUCAGUGCAGGGGGUGUCUGUGUGAUUCUCACACACUCAGAUUCCAGCUGCUUCUCUCUGUAAGGGAGCAAUCCCGGACAAUCCAGGGAUAUUGCCAUCAUGUGCACCCUGAUCUGUGUUUUUAAUUCAGUUUCCACUCUUGUGUUUUAGGGUUGUAAAGCUAGGCGCAUGGGAUCCAUACUGGAAUAUAACAAUAUGCUUGACUUUUAUUUGGUGGCAACCCCCCAGUUCACAUAACAGAGUUUAUACAUUAUUUUCUGUAAUGCGGUACGAAUUAUCGCUAUUGUUUUCCAGAGUAUUUGAAAUUAUAAAUUUUCCAGUGUUUAUUUAGAUUUUGAAAGCCACCCUCCUGCACGAGUUUUAUUCAGCAGGAAGUACGAGAACGAGGUGUUUUUCCACCCCACUGACUGCCUGUGCUGCACAGGGUUGUAAGAAUUAUUUGUUUUUGUAUUCACAUUCCAUUCUCCUUUUUGGGUUUACUGUGGUCUGUUUGGCCGCGCUGCGUGCCUCUGUUUGGCCGCGCUGUCGUCUCACUUCACCAUGUUCUGAAGCACGAUUUCUCUCCUGCCUUCGCGUUCGUUUCAGAUCGUUGCUGCCUUUGUUUUAAUGUGUUUAAUGACUUGCAGAACGCACACUCAGUGAGCGCUGAUGAAGGCUGGUCUUUGCACUGUCACAAAUUCGAAUGGAUUGAUUCACUUAAUAGCACGGUUUGUAUAUAUCUCUGCAGCACCACACAAGUAGGUGUGUAAAACACAGAUCUGAAGAGAGAUUCCCCUGUGUGUGAGACUGUCACCGCCGCUCCUGAAGUGAGUAAUUCAGAAUAAACUCGAGUGUCCCAGAUUGCUUGAUCUCUGCAGUGAGUGGACUGCCUGCGCCUGGCUUGGUCUUGUGUUGCGCGCUGACCCCGCUGUUGACCCUGUUCCUUCUCGUAGCAUGUCAUGAUGCUCUAUACGUUAGCAUGGCGCUGUCCGCUGUGUGCAAACACCCAGACUGGCCGUCUCCAUAGCUCUCCUUACUGGGCUCUACUAUAGGAAUGCUUCAAGGAGAGCGAAUGCUUACUGUUUAAAAAAACAAAGCUCACGACUGCAGCUAGGAAAUACAGAAUUCAUGUUUUUGUUUCUUUUUCUUUUGAUAGUUGUUUCUUGUGUAAAGUUGUAGUUGUUUGGGAGGGGGAGGGGGAGGGUGGAAGAUGCGUGUGAAGAUUUUAACCCUUGCCUGUUAAAAUGAAUGAUCAGUUCUAAGAAGCUGGCAUGCAGAUUUUGCAAAGUUACAUUUUUUUCAAAGGUUUGAAUUAAAGGAUUUGAAUGCAUAAUAUGGGGGGUCGGGGGGGGGGUUGCUGCUGCUGUGGGGAGAAAAAAAAUCUCUUGAAAUAAAUUGAAGGACUGUGUGUGUGUGUGUGUGUGUGAGUGCGUGCGUGACCUGUGUCUGUGUGUGUGUGAGUGCGUGCGUCAUCUGUGUGUCUGUGUCUGUGUGUGUGCGUGCGUGACCUGUGUGUGUGUGUGUCUGUGCGUCUGACCUGUCUCUGUGUGUCUGUGUGAUAAUGCUGUAUACCCCCCUCCCCCAUCUCUGUCUGGAUAUAAUGUGUACCACAGUAACAGCACAGCAAAGUGUAGUAAAGUAAAGCAUAUUUAUAAAAACAAGCUAUAUAAACAAUGAUACAUGCAUUGGAAAGCUAACCAUUCUGUGCAAAGUUAUUGUCAAACUUUUCUAUAAGGAGUGUUUCAGGUCUCUGCUUUGUUGCAUGGAGUGUGUUCAGUCUAUGAAUACAGGGGUGAAGCUGUAUGUUUAAUAGAAUUGUGUAAUAAAAUGAUUUGUAGAUGAUUCUUCUCAUAAUAAAAGUUUAAUAAAA